Molecule: messenger RNA, 1047 nt
Organism: Cryptococcus deneoformans JEC21
Lineage: Eukaryota; Fungi; Basidiomycota; Tremellomycetes; Tremellales; Cryptococcaceae
Product: vacuole fusion, non-autophagic-related protein, putative
Exons: 5
Coding region: 340-933 (197 amino acids)
Cellular component (GO): fungal-type vacuole membrane; vacuolar transporter chaperone complex
Source: RefSeq, a predicted model, not a curated record
AUAAUCUCCAGUACUCGCUCCUCAUUGUCCUAUACAUAGGGCGUAGAGACUUGAUAAAGGAUAGCGACCUUUACUUCUUCCAGUAUUGCCCAGCCCGGCUCCAGUCUGUAACGAUCGGCGCCCACAAUUGCGACUUACAACACCGAUAUCCGCUGGCAAUACAGAUAUCAAUUUCCAAAGUGAAAUCUAGCCUCAAUCUCUUGACAACAAGCUUAGCGCAAGAACGUCAACAAACGACAGCGUUUUUACUCGUGUUCUGUACUAUCUAGUAGUGCGUUGUCGCAUUCAGCUUCCAUUAACCCCGCCCCCCACCGGUCGUUCGCAACGCCAUCCGUCAUUAUGAGCCAAGCAUCAGACGCUUUUUGGCAGCCAUUCUCAUCAGGAGCUUUGAAGCUCCUUCCAAAGCGUGGUGUUGGCAUACGAGCUAAGAGUAAAAGGGCGGACAGAAUACCAGAUGAUCCCCAGAGACCACUUGUCACGGAUUAUCACUCAAUAAAUGAUCCUACUAUGCGUAUACGAGUGCCUAAAAAAUUCCUCACGCCAGUGAAGGUAGAGGCAAAGGUAUGGUUUGCCAAUGAGCGAACCUUCAUUUCCUAUCUUUCAAUGGGUUUGCUCCUUUCAACAAUUGCAUCUGGACUGCUUUUUGGCAGCAGAGACUCUUCUGCGAGAUGGUUUGCGUUUGCAUACGCGUUGAUUUCUGCAGGAGUUUUGAUCUAUGGAUGGGCUAUCUUCCAGAAACGCUUGACCAUGAUUUCCGCAAGGGAUUCGGGGAGCUUUGAUUUGUUAUGGGGGCCUAUAUUCAUCUGCUUUGCCCUUUUCAUCGCUAUUUUAGCCAAUUUCAUCUUUCGUCUUCACGAGGCACAACAACACACAGGUCUUAACCCUCUAUCUCUUAAAUAUGCUUGGAACGAAGCGGGCAUGAAGAAUGCCUGAAUGAAGGAGUAGUAGUUCUGUCAUCGAAGCGAACGACAGUCGUACAGUCUAAUCGUUAUCAUGUACCAAUUGCUGCUGCUAUCCAUCAUAUUCUGCAUCAAGAUGUGACCAGGG